Messenger RNA from Panicum virgatum (switchgrass), 2762 nucleotides. RefSeq lists its product as uncharacterized. NCBI's taxonomy places the organism in Eukaryota, Viridiplantae, Streptophyta, Magnoliopsida, Poales, Poaceae. The record is from RefSeq and is a predicted model, not a curated record. Bases 43 to 2412 code for a protein of 789 amino acids. The transcript has 3 exons.
AUCGCUCACUCGAUCGAAUUGGAACAGAAUUUAGCUUCAAUCAUGGCGGCAGGGGGGGAGGGCGUAGAGAAUUCAAUGGAGUACCUGCUGAAGAAGUACCUGCUGCUGCUGGCCACCCUGGUGGCGACGGUGACCUACGCGGCGGGGCUCAACCCGCCGGGGGGCUCCUGGCCGGAGGACUCGCCGCCGUCGCCGGGCGGGCGGCGGAUCGCCGGCGACUCCAUCCUCCGGCAGACCAACUACCAGCGCUACAUCGUCUUCUACUUCUUCAACGCCUUCUCCUUCGCGGCGUCGCUCGUGGUUAGCCUCCUCCUCCUCGUCCUGCGCAAGGGCAUCCCCAGGUACCUGCUCCACCUCAUGCAGACGGUGAUGGUGGUCGACCUGCUCGGCCUCGUGGGCGCCUACGCCGCCGGCAGCGGCCACGACCGGUUCACCAGGGCCUGCGGCGACACUACAAAAAAUCUGAGCGAGCGCGCGGCGCGGCCGCAGGAGGAUCCUCACGGCGGCGAGGCGGCGAGCGAGCGCGAGAUCCUGCGGGCGGCGAGCGAGCGCGAGAUCCUGCUGGUGCUCGCCAUCUUCGCGGCGACCGUCGCGUACGCGGCCGGGCUGAACCCGCCCGGCGGCUUCUGGCGGAGCGAGGUGCAGGGCCACCACGCCGCCGGCGACCCCGUGCUGCAGCCCCUCCACCCCGGGCGCUACAGGGCCUUCUUCUUCUGCAACACCACCGCCUUCAUCGCGUCCCUGCUCGCCAUCAUGCUCGUCGUCGACCACAAGAAGCUCGACAUCCAGAGGACGUUCCUCAAGGUCGUCCCGGUGAGGGACGUCGCCCUCUAUGGCUUCAUCCUCACGGCGCUCUUGGGCCUCGGCGGCGCCUACGCCGCCGGGAGCUGCAGGGACGGCAAGCACACCAUCUAUGUUCUCGCCCUGGUUGCCCUAGUGCUUGCCUGCAUUUUCCUCCCGCGGCUUCUAAUCGGCAAAGAAGACAACACCCCCGCCGGCAGGGAUGAUGAUGGGAAAAAACACGAGGAUGAUGUGAACAAGAUUCGUGAUUGCAUUCAGCUGCUUGCCACUCUUGCGGCGACCAUUGCUUACCAGGCAGGACUAGAUCCACCUGGUGGCGUCUGGUCAAAGGACGGCCCGGAUCACAGCGUAGGAGACCCCAUCCUCCUGACCACGCACCCUGGGCGGUUCAAGGUCUUCUUCUACUUCAACUCGGCAGCCUUCGUGGCGUCCCUAGUCAUCAUGGUGAUGCUGCAGAAGGAGUCCCUGAUCAGGCUCCACGUGCUGGAGAAGGCCAUGGUUCUGGACCUGUUCGCCCUCAUCGGCGCCUACGCCGCCGGGAGCUGCAGGGACACCAACACCUCCAUCUACACGGUCGCCAUGGCCGGGGCCGUCCUCAUCUACGUGGUGAUCCACAUCGUCUUCUUCCAGGUAGACCAGAACGGCAGCGGCCAGCAUAAGGAGCUGGACGAGUACCGCGAGGUGCUGCUCCUCCUCGCAACCCUGGCGGCGACGCUCACCUACCAGGCCGGCCUGACCCCGCCUGGUGGCUUCUGGGAGGAAGACAAUGACAAGCUCAGGCACCGCGCGGGGUUCCCGGUGCUGGGGGACAAGUACCCGCGCCGCUACGAGGCCUUCUUCUACUGCAACGCGGCGAGCUUCAUGGCGUCCGUGGCUCUCAUCCUCCUCCUCCUCAACGCGAACCUGUACCGGCCGGGCAUCCGGUGCUACGCGCUCUAUGUCUGCAUGGUCGCCGGCAUGUUCGGCCUCAUGGCGGCCUACGCCGCCGGGAGCUCCCUGCACCUGCGGACCUCCGUCAUCGCCCUAGUACUGGUCGUUGCAGUUUGUGCAGCGCUGGUCUGCCUGGCGAUCAGGCAUUAUCGGCAGAGGCGGCCGCAGUCGCAGGAAUCGGCCGACGACAACAAGAAGAAAGACGAUGACACGAUGAUGCAGGAGUACCUGAUGCUGGUAGGAAUACUGGGCGCCAGCGUGACAUACUUCACGGGCCUCAAGCCACCCGGCGGCAUGUGGACGAUGGACGAGGGCGGCGGCAAUGGUGGGCACGCCGCCGGCAACCCGGUCCUCUACGACAUGAGCCGGCGGCGCUACAACGCUUUCUUCUACAGCAACUCCACCGCCUUCAUGGCCUCCAUUGUCGUGAUGGGCUUGCUGCUGUCGCGGAUGAUAUGGAAGCGGCGGCGCGACCACCACCUGCCGCUUUGGCCGAUGCACACGGCCAUGUUCCUGGGCAUGGCCGCUCUGCUGGUAGCCUACGCGGCAGGCAGCGCUCGGGACGCGUGCACGUCAUGGAGGGUCAUCGUGCUGCUCGUCCCCAUCGUCGCCUUUGUUAUGUGCCUCUUCGCCUUCUACAAGAAGAAACAAGAAGCAGCUACCGUACCCCAACCCCAAUAAGCAGCGGAGGCCAGGGCGCCUCAAGUUGAGGAAGGAAACUACAUAAAAAAAUUAAGGUUGUUACAGGGUCGUCUGCUUGCUUGCUUUGUUAAGCUUUUCUGAAGGAGGAGUCCGGUAUGGUUUCUGACUUAUUUUGCUCCCACAUGUUACUUUUUGUUUCUCCAAAAAUAUGGGUGAGUGGGUUUUAUUUCCCAGUGUCAUUUUGAGGAUGUGCAUUUUCUAUCUGUUUCUGUAAACGGCGGUACUUCAUUCAUGGGGAGUUUCCCAGAUGAAAUGAAGUAUCCUCGCAGUGGUAUUCAUGCAUCAAGAAUAAGGGAGACAAAAAAGUGUCAAUUCUAUUUUCUUGUGUU